Molecule: messenger RNA, 495 nt
Organism: Staurois parvus
Lineage: Eukaryota; Metazoa; Chordata; Amphibia; Anura; Ranidae
Source: the annotation of a GenBank genome assembly
AUGCCUCUACUCAGCCUGAUGCCUCUACCUCAGCCUGAUGCCUCUACUCAGCCUGAAGCCUCUACUCAGCCUGAAGCCUGUUGACUCGAUGCCCGCUGUUGAUCCAGAUGAUCCGGUACCUGAUCCAGUGCCCGCUGUCGUCGUGCCAAUUGACUCAGAGCCCGCUGUCAUACCUGGUGACCCGGUGCCCACUGCCUUGCCAGAUGACGCGGUGCCCGCUGGCAAGCCAAAUGACCUGAUGCCUGGUGACCCAGUGCCCGCUGUCAUACCUGGUGACCCGAUGCCCGCUGCUGUCGAGCCAGACAAUCCCGAUACCUGAUGACCCGGUGCCCACUGUCGUGCCAGUUGACUCGGUGCCCGCUGUCUUGCCAGACGACUCGGUGCCCGCAGUCUUGCCAGUGACUCGGUGCCCGCAGUCUUGCCAGACGACUCGGUGCCCGCAGUCUUGCCAGACGACUCGGUGCCCGCAGUCUUGCCAGACGACUCGGUGCCCGC